This is a messenger RNA of Drosophila willistoni, 3804 nucleotides long. It is a transcript of the gene Mybbp1A, whose product is annotated as myb-binding protein 1A. Gene Ontology annotation, biological process: regulation of DNA-templated transcription. Gene Ontology annotation, molecular function: RNA binding; transcription factor binding; transcription corepressor activity. The record is from RefSeq and is a predicted model, not a curated record. Gene Ontology annotation, cellular component: nucleolus. The transcript is spliced from 4 exons. The coding region runs from base 100 to 3585 and encodes 1161 amino acids. NCBI's taxonomy places the organism in Eukaryota, Metazoa, Arthropoda, Insecta, Diptera, Drosophilidae.
UCUACUUUUUUAAAGCGUGUUUCCAAUCACGUUGUUUAGAAUUGGAAUUCCGCUUAUAUUGUUGAUUUGUUUACUUCGAUUCAAAACGAUUUGUAUGAAAUGGCAAAGGCAAUUGUUGAUAAGAACGGUGUAGCCACACCUACCAAGAAGAAAAAGCUGGUCAACAAAAAGCCAAUAUCAAAAACGAAAUCCUUAACCAAAGCAGUGACCAUAGCCAACGGACAUCCCAAAGACCAAAAGAAACAGCAGAAACAGCCGGCCCACCCAAAGAAACGGGAACUAGAGGUUGGGGCCAAUGAUAAUGAUGAUGAUGAUGAGGCUGAUGAGGAAAAAGAGGCAAUUAAGAAACCUAAAUCGGAGAAGGCUAAUGACGAGGACAAACCCGCCCUUUCAAUCAAAGACAUCAUUCCCGCUGUAUUUGGAAUAUUCAGUAAUCUGCAGAGUGGGCGUCUCUCUCAAAACAAUCUAAACAGAUUGGUCAACCUGUUGCGAAAUGAACCCGAUGACGCCAAGCGCCUGGCAACUUGCUCCUACACUCUGAAACGAUUGGUAAGAGCCACUGGCUCGGAUGAUAUGCAAUCGGUGUCCCAAAGUGCCGCCAAUAUCCAUUGCAUUUUAACGUCUGUACCCAAUAUUGAUAUAUACGAUCUCCUCGAGACUAUGAAACGUGAUUUGCCAGUUAGCAGCGGCAUCGGUGGUAAACAGAAGAAAGGCAAAACGGAUUCAUUGGCAUCGGUGGGACAAGUAAUUACCGUCUAUACCAUUAUGCAGACUCCGUAUUUUAAGAAUGCUGAACCCAAACUGUUAACGGCUCUGUAUACGAUCCUGAUUGGACAACUAAAAGGACGGGAAUAUUUGGCUUCGAUGAGUGCAAAUAUAUUGGCAGAUUCAUUUACACAGCUAAACGCAUCGGUAUUUGAAUCUCAUGUAUGGAGUCAACUAAAAUCGGUUAUUUUAUUGCCCAUAGCAAAGCAGAAGAUUUAUCUCUUUGAUCUUCUGUUAGCUGCGUAUUUCCAAAAGAUCUUAUCACGCAAUCAACUGGAAUCUGCACUAUCAUUGAAAAAUUUUGAGGAUGUGUUUGAACUUUAUCUAAAUAGUUCGAUAUCGCAAAAUGCCAACGCGUAUAAGCGAUUUGCCAAAUUUCUAAUACAAAAGGAGCAGGCGAAAUUGCUUAAGCAAUGGCAAAAAUAUGUAGAUGAUAAAAUUGUUACUGCCAAUAAUAGCCGUUUCAAGAUGUGUGCCCUACAGAUAAUAACCUAUGUCCUCUUGUAUUGUAAUGAAAGUUCCGAUCAGAGAAUUAUAGUUGAAUUAUUCAGUCCGAAUGUAUUAGAGAUGCUAUUUAAUGAGCUACAGUCGGCCAAAAGAAAGCGAAGUGAGAAAACAAAGGCAUCACAUUUGGAAUUAAAAGCAAUCUUUCCACAACUUGAGGCAAUACUUUUGUUAUUCUACAAAAGUAAAGUCAGCCAGGAUGAUGUAAAAGUGCAAAUUCUUAUGCGUCUGCUGGAUAAUGCUGUACGAUUGGAAUCUGUUAUACAUUUGCCCAAAUACAUUGAGCAAUUGAUUAAUGAGUUGAGCCCUGAUGGAGUGUACAAAGUCUAUAGCUAUUUCCGUGAUCUUCUCUUCAAGGAGAGUGUAUCCAAGUCAUGUCGCAUUUAUUGUCUGGGUAGAUUAAACGCCAUUCUUGCGCGGGAUGGUCUCACGGAUGAGAAUCGUAAAACCGAAAUGCUUCAGAUGUUGUACAUGGCCACAUUCAAUGUGAAUUAUGAACAAAAGCCGUGCUCGCAAGCAAACGCAUGUGAAUUCAAUGAACUGAAGGGCACACACUUCCGGGCAAUGUUCUACAAUAAUCUGUUAAAGGAGGCACGCAGUUUGGAGGAUCUGUUGCCACAGCUUAACUUCUUCACAAGCCGCGUGAUUAAAGAGUUUGCCAAUAGCGAAAACGAAACGAAAUUACGUUGCGGUCCACGUAGUGCAGAACAAAAGGGAACCUGGAAAGCAAUCGAAAACAUAAUUCUUGAAGCCAAAAAGCAAAAGAAUACGGAUAAAUUAAAACAAACCUUGGAUGGUUUGAUAUUGUUUGUUUCUCUUACACAAUUAUCGGGCGAUCCACGUCUCGUCACGGUGUUAAAGGAUCUGAUUCAGUGCAAGGUAUUCGCCACUAGUAAGGAGAAAUCAAAGAAGACGUUAGACGUUUCAUGGAAAGAAGUUCUUACUGAUUCUUUACUUGUUUUGAAUUUACAAAAUGAACAAUUUUGGCGAAAAUUUAUUAAUCUGGUUUUGGCCAGUGUAAUUGAGCAUUUGGAAGAGCAGCAUUUGGAGCAAAUAUUGGCAGUCUUGGAUAUGAGAAAGAAUCCUCUGAGCAAAAACGAGAAUGAAGAUGAGGAUGCCGAUGACGAUGAAGAGGAGGACGAUGAGGAGGAUGAAAGUGAAGCUAGCAGCGAUGAAGAUUCAAGUGAGGAUGAAGACGAUGAGAAUGAGAAAGAUGACGAAGAAACCGAGAAAGAGGAGAACGAGGUGGAGGAGGAUGACACUGAGAAUGCUCGACUUGAAGAGUUGCGUGAAAGUGUUCGCCUGGCUUUAACUAAAGAUAUGGCCAAUAAUGAUGAUGAUGAUAAUGAUGGUGCAAGCAGCGUGGAUUGGAAUGAUGUGGAUGAGGCCGAAGGGGAGCGCCUUAAUGCUGCCCUGGAACGUUCCUUCCAAGCCUUCAAACCCAAAACGGCAAAGUCAGAAGCCAAACGUCGUCCAACCAAAUCCGAACGGAUUAACUCUACCACAUUAAUGCAUUUCCGUAUCAGAGCUUUGGAUAUGUUAGAAGUAUUUGUAUCCAAGAAACCAGAAAUUGAAAUAAUACUGGAUAUCAUUCAGUCCGUUUUCCAAGUCUAUAUGUCCUGUAGCAUUGGCCCCCAUGCCAAGGAACAGCAAUUGCGAGAGGCAAGCAUAAAGCUAAUGCGCAAAAUAAUUAAUCAGACAAUUACAUAUAAGCCUGAACAAGAUAAAUCCAUCAUCUUGGAGGUCAUUGAACAAUUGAUGGCGACGGCAUCAACAAAAAUUGAGAAUGACGACCAAAAGAAGCCCCAGCAGCAGCAUCAGCCUAAAGCCGAAAUCGAGGUGAUGCAAUGGCGUGACAAAUUCCUAGCCCAUCUAGUCAGUCAGUUCACCUCCAGCAAGAAUGCCACCAAAAUACCAGUCUGGCCUCUCCUCGAGGGCUACAUUGUCGAAUGGAUAUCACGACGCAAAACUAGCCUCACCCUGGCCAGUUUUGAAGCCAUCUUCAACACCAAUUGGCCUGGUGUGGCCCAUGUGGCUAAUGCCAUGUCUUCCCACCUGCUAUCGGAUGCGACACGUUCCCAGCGUCGUUAUCAAAUCCUAAAACUGCUUAGCGAUCAUUCAAAUCGUUUUAAUCUAAUCUAUAAGAACUAUCCCAAAGCCUUGGAUCAACUCCAUCAGCAAAUAAUUGAAUAUACAGAGUUGGCCCUUGAUAAAUCUGAUUUCCAGAAAUCCAAAGAAGGCAAACUUCUAAGUAAAAUUCUAGCUCAAGGCACAGAUCCCAAAUGCCGCGAAUUGAUUGAAAAAAUUGCAAAAUAAUUUAACUUAAAUUUUAACUAAUUAUUUUAAUUCCAUGGCGAAAUGUUUUACCUAAACCAAUCUACGCAAUUAUUUCUUCUUCUUCACCAUUAUAUGACCAUCAGUUUAUGAAAUUAUGAAUUCGAAAUAAAGCAAGUUGUGCCUUUAAGAGUCUACCUAUAGAAAGGGUACAGGAUAAAUACAAAUUCAUAAUAAAAUGCGAACCCAAUGACUCAUGAA